Penicillium waksmanii is the source of this 1152-nucleotide messenger RNA. RefSeq names its product major facilitator superfamily domain-containing protein. The record is from RefSeq and is a predicted model, not a curated record. The coding region runs from base 1 to 1152 and encodes 383 amino acids. Lineage: Eukaryota; Fungi; Ascomycota; Eurotiomycetes; Eurotiales; Aspergillaceae. The transcript has a single exon.
AUGUUCUGCGUAGGGACCGUGUACGCCCUCACGGUACUUCAAACGGAGCUGUCCCGGCUUCUUGGCGUAUCGGAGCCUUGGUCCGUUGUACCAUUUGGAGCAGCCUGCCUUGGGCUCUGUGUUGGGGUAAGCACUUGCGCGUCAUUAAUGACUCAGAGAAGUGUCCAUCUUGUUGCUGCAUGGGGUACAAUGCUCUGGGGCUUUGCUGUGGCGAUAGCGGGUGCCUUCCUGUCUAAAGGGUCUUUCGUUUGGAUUCUAUUUUCGCUGCUUUUGGGGGGAAUUGGGGUCGGCUGGACCUAUCUCGCCGUUGUUGUUUUGGUUGGACGGGCCUUUCCCAAUCAUAUGCUUGCUCGAAGUGCAAUUGGGCCUAUGGGUUUCUCAUCUGGAACGGCGGCGUGCAUUGCGCUUGGUUCUGUUUUUGAUUUCACUUCGUUGGAUGCGAAGAGUCUCGGAACUGGUCUUACAUUAGCAGGAAGCACGUUCAUUAUGGUCGCGGCCGUUACUAUGAUCUCUUUGCACAUUGAGGAAGACAUAAAGAGGAAGAGUCCUUCCUUUUUGAAGGCGAAGAGUGAGUCAGAAGUGUUCUUCUCAACUCUGCUCUUUUUUAAUGCUUUACCUGGCAUGGUUAUUUUUGAUGCUCUGCUACCUUUUGCGUCCUAUCACACGCAAGGCAUGGAGAAUGACCCCCUCAAAUUCCUGCCUUAUGCCAUGAUCGCUUUGUUCUCUGGUGGGCUUCUGGCUCCAAGUUUGAACUCUAUACUUGGGCCAAAGAUCACAUUUGCUGGUUUGUUCUCUUUGCGAGGCUUUUCUCUAGUGCUGCUCUCGCAGUUCAGCAACACAAAUGUAUCAAUUUCUGGUCUGUUACUUUGCUUGUUCGGCCAUGGUGCUGGUUUUAGUAUCAUCCCUAGUUUGAUAAAAGCCAAACAGGAGCAUCCAGCCUCGUUCCCGUCCAGCUACGGUCGAGUUUUGGUAAAUUGGGGUAUUGCGGGCGUUGUAGGGUGCAUUCUGAACGGCGUUUUAGGCGCAUCGUUUGGAAACUCUGCGACUGUGGGUCUUGUCAUUGGUGUCAUAUCGCUUUCAUUUAGUGCAGCGCUAUAUAUUUUGCCAUCGUUCGGUGAUGCUUCGCUCAUGUGUUUUGAACGAAACAUAUAA